Aspergillus aculeatinus CBS 121060 is the source of this 1013-nucleotide messenger RNA. RefSeq lists its product as uncharacterized. The coding region runs from base 459 to 980 and encodes 173 amino acids. NCBI's taxonomy places the organism in Eukaryota, Fungi, Ascomycota, Eurotiomycetes, Eurotiales, Aspergillaceae. The transcript has 2 exons. The record is from RefSeq and is a predicted model, not a curated record.
UCCUGGUGAAUGAUUGUGUGAGCCUAGAUUCUUGAAUUCCACGAGCGAAAAUAUAGAGCAUAAAUGCCGAGGUCAAAUGUCAUUUGAUGAGGAGUGACUUAGCAUACAGCAGGUCAAUUCACUGCUUCAGGCCUGCCUCUUCUGUAUCGGCACGAUGGUGAAUGCUUAUUCCCAUCAAGCCCACCCCGUCGACUUUUCGUUUCACACAGUCGAUCGAUACCCUUCUAGCUCCUUCUGAAGCAAUCCAUACUUCCUAGAUCAUGUGAAUUUUCAAGUCGCAUUCUAUUAUCUGUCUAAAUGAUUGAUCAGGAAGUGAAGCUGUGCGACUGCUCCAAGCCCGCCACGACCACAUGAUGUCGCCAUCUCCCGCGCCUACCAAACAUCCCUUGCAGUAGGAUUGACAUCAAUCCCACCAUUUUCAUCAACUUGAACACUUAACUCCUUUCCUCCUCCAAACCAUGACCGACAUUGCCCAAGAUGAACCACCGGACUAUCCAGUUCUUGCAGAAGCCACCCUGAACAAAUUCGAAGGAAGAAACCUUCAAGUCGGGACAGGCAGGUACUUACUGAACCGACUCGUUUCCGAGAAAGUAUACCGCCCUUACAUCGAGCGCCGGGCUGUCUUCCAUGCCACAAAGCUCGAUGACCAGCAGCAAGUCGUGGUCAAAUUCUUCAUCCACCAGCACCCAGUCCUCAGGCGUGGCUGCGAGGCCAGCAGGCUCUUCAGCGGCAUCGCUCAACCCGGGUUCACAUGGGAAGUGCAAGCAUUAGAGGCAGCACGGGGAGUGAACGGGUUCCCUCAGCUCCUUAACUGGGAAUGCACCGUCCAGAGCCCGGAGUUCGAGAACCCGGGCGGGCGGAUGAACCUCAUUGCUAUGACCCGGCUGCCGGGCUUUCCCCUGUCAUUUUACAUCGACGACCUCCGGGGGCAAUCGCAGACUGAUGCGACCAGGGCACGAGUUGUGGAACUAGUUGAGUGAGAACGGGCCUUUCGCCUGCACUUCUGCUAUUUU